This is a messenger RNA of Drosophila bipectinata, 1043 nucleotides long. Its product is annotated as tRNA N(3)-cytidine methyltransferase METTL6. The record is from RefSeq and is a predicted model, not a curated record. Lineage: Eukaryota; Metazoa; Arthropoda; Insecta; Diptera; Drosophilidae.
UCUAUACUCAUUGUUUACCUGCUGAUUUGAUAUAAAACGUAAAAAUAAAGAAAAGUGUUUAAUGGAUCCCCUCGAACCAGAUGUAUUCACCACAAAAACUAAGGAACUCACACCGGCGGAGAAGCAGAAGCUGGAGGAACAAGACAAACGUGGUCUCGUCUCCGAGUUCAAAGCCAACAAACUAGAAAUUGACGCUCAAAGAAACUGGGAUAUAUUUUACAAACGAAAUGAAACCAGGUUUUUUAAGGACCGACACUGGACAACGCGGGAGUUCCAGGAGUUGCUGGACCAACCGGAGACUGAAGGCGGGAAACGAAAUCUGUUUGAAGUUGGAUGCGGGGUGGGAAACCUCGUGUUCCCCCUUUUGGAGGAGCAAAAGAAUUACAAGAAUAGUGGCGAUAGGUUCUACUUCUAUGCCUGUGACUUCUCUCCCAGAGCUGUUGAUUUUGUGCGCUCAAAUCCGCUUUACGAUCCUGAACAGAUUACAGCCUUUCAGUGCGACAUAACCACACAACAGGUGCAUGAGAAUAUUGCGCCCGGAAGCCUUGAUGUGUGCACUUUAAUAUUUGUGCUGUCGGCCAUUCAUCCGCAUAAGUUCCAGGACGUAGUAGUGAACCUUUGGAAGCUACUCAAGCCGGGAGGCCUGGUGCUUUUUAGAGACUACGGGCUGUACGAUAUGGCCCAACUACGUUUCAAACCAGGCAACAAGAUAUCAGAUAACCUUUACGUGCGACAGGAUGGCACUCGUAGUUACUUCUAUUCCGAGCAGGAAGUAGCCCAGCUAUUCGUGGAGAACGGCUUUGAGGUAAUCACUAAUGCCUACGUCCAUCGGAGGACCCUCAAUCUGAAGGAAGGUAUCGAUGUGCCUAGAAUCUUUCUGCAAGGCAAGUUUCGAAAGAAAUCGACGUGACCACCAAGGACAAUGACCAUCAGUUACGUAUUUAGUUGUAUUUAUUUUAAAUCAAUAACAUGGUUCAAGUCAACGUUCAAUAAAUAUUUGUAUGUAUAUAUUAGUUUACACAUGUAUACAUAUAUGCUAAUAA